This is a messenger RNA of Penicillium expansum, 1674 nucleotides long. RefSeq names its product Dihydrolipoamide succinyltransferase. Gene Ontology annotation, cellular component: oxoglutarate dehydrogenase complex. Bases 1 to 1674 code for a protein of 557 amino acids. Gene Ontology annotation, molecular function: dihydrolipoyllysine-residue succinyltransferase activity. Lineage: Eukaryota; Fungi; Ascomycota; Eurotiomycetes; Eurotiales; Aspergillaceae. Gene Ontology annotation, biological process: tricarboxylic acid cycle. The transcript is spliced from 8 exons. The record is from RefSeq and is a predicted model, not a curated record.
AUGCUCAGCCGAAACGCACGCGCUGCUCUUAGCAGAACUCGACUACUGUCGGAUCAUCUGGUCCGAAGCUCUACUCCUCGAAUUCGAACUAUAUCGUCUAGUGCGGUGAAGCACACUAUGGUAACCAGCGUGCAGACGAACGAGGCAUAUGCACCUUUUGCGCAUUAUUCACAAGCGAUUAGAGCCGCAGGUCAAGUCUGGCUAUCCGGUCAGAUACCCGCAGACGCGCAGGGGAAUUUGAUUAAAGGAACAAUGACCGAGCAAACUAAAGCUAUAAUCAAGAAUACCGAAGCUAUCUUGAAGGCAUCGGGCACUGGGUUAGACAAAGUCGUCAAAGUAGUGGUAUACGUAAAAGAUGUCAAUGUGAUGCCAGAAUUCGCAUCUGUUUAUGACCCUGCAUUCCCGCAUCGCCCUGCACGCAGUUCUUUGCGCAAGUAUGAUGCUAAGGUUGUCGUGCGAGUCCCGCAAAUGGCAGAGUCCAUUACGGAGGGAACCCUCAGCCAGUUUUCGAAGAAAGUCGGGGAUUUUAUCGAAGCGGAUGAAGAGCUAGCCACGAUUGAAACCGAUAAAAUCGAUGUCUCUGUGAAUGCCCCGCUGGCGGGAAUCAUCCAGCGGCUUUUCGUUGCCGAGGGAGAUGUCGUCAACGUUGAUCAAGAAAUUGCAGAGAUCCAGGCUGGAGGGAAACAGUCUACAACUCAAAAUGAAAAGGAAAUCUCAAAGCCUUCGGAAAAAAUUGCCGAUUUAUCGCCAAAAUCGCAAGAUAAAACUGCAAGCCACACUUCGUUGCCCGUGCUAGAAAAACCAACGUCCAAGCCCCCUGGGCCAAAUCCUGAUGUAGCACCUCGCGAGGAGCCUCUUACAAAGACAGAAAAGCCUGCCCCAAAUACUUCAUCGGUUGCACAGUCCAACACAUCUUGGGGAUUUAGACCCAGCCGCGCAGAAGAGAAGGCAAGUCUACAUUGUUCCUUCUGGGCGAUAUACAUCAAGUCCAAACCUACAAUUACACUAAAGCGCACUUCAGAACGCCUCAAAGAAUCGCAGAAUACCGCCGCCUUCCUGACCACCUUUAACGAAGUCGACAUGUCCCGGCUAAUAGAACUCCGAAAGAAUAACAAAGAUGCCAUCAUGGAAAAGCAUGGCGUUAAACUCGGAUUUAUGGGCUUCAUGGCUCGAGCAUCUGCGUUGGCUCUGAAAGAGAUCCCCGCCGUAAAUGCAUCUAUCGAAAACGAUGAUACCAUCGUGUAUCGGGACUACGUUGAUCUUAGCAUUGCCGCAUCUAUCCCGAAGGGGCUUGUCACGCCCGUAGUGCGAAAUAUUGAAUCCAUGGGGAUCUUGCAGAUCGAGAAAGCGAUUGGAGAGAUGGUGAAGAAGGCUCGGGAUGGCAAGCUGACUAUGGAUGAUAUGACGGGCGGAAGCUUCACAAUCAGCAACAGUGGAGUCUGGGGAUCGCUCUUUGGAACCCCCAUUAUCAAUCUACCACAGACAGCCGUGUUGGGGACUUACGGUACUAUGGAUAGACCCAUCGCAGUCAAUGGUCAAGUCGAGAUCCGUCCUAUGAUGUACGUUGCUCUGACUUAUGAUCACCGGAUCAUUGAUGGACGGGAAGCAGUCAAGUUCUUGGUUCUGGUUAAGAAGUACUUGGAGAGCCCGGAGUCUAUGAUGCUUGAGCUAUAG